Cucurbitaria berberidis CBS 394.84 is the source of this 1518-nucleotide messenger RNA. RefSeq names its product STE3-domain-containing protein. Gene Ontology annotation, biological process: G protein-coupled receptor signaling pathway. The coding region runs from base 1 to 1518 and encodes 505 amino acids. Gene Ontology annotation, cellular component: membrane. The record is from RefSeq and is a predicted model, not a curated record. Gene Ontology annotation, molecular function: mating-type factor pheromone receptor activity. The transcript has 2 exons. NCBI's taxonomy places the organism in Eukaryota, Fungi, Ascomycota, Dothideomycetes, Pleosporales, Cucurbitariaceae.
AUGGGGUCGAAAUUCGAGGUUACAAGUCCUCAGGGAGCGUCAGUAGCUCCUCUCUACCCGCAAGCCGUCCUUCUCCCCGUUCUCGGCUUCCCAGCAUGGCUACUCUGUGUACUGCCUAUGAUCUGGCACUUUUCGCAGCGCAACAUUGCGGCCGGCUCACUCAUCCUCUGGAUUGUCAUGAACAACUUCUUCAACUCGAUCAAUCCCCUCAUCUGGCCGCGCGACAACCUCAUAGACUGGUGGGACGGCAAUGUGUGGUGUGAUAUCAAUGUCCGCAUACAGAUCGGAGGCAUAGUGGGUCUUGCAGCCUCUACCGCUAUGAUCGUACGGAAACUGGCCAAAGUCAUGGACACGCGAAAUAUGACUGUAUCUUCCAGCCGGAACAGCAAGAUCAAGGAGUGGGUACUGGACGUUCUAUGGUGCUGGGUAUACCCCAUGGUAUUGAUCAUGGUGUACUAUGUUGUGCAGCCCGUUCGCUACCUCCUGUAUGGAAUUGUUGGUUGCAUUUCUGCGUUUCAUACAAGUUGGCCCAGCAUGGUCCUGGGUUUCAUGUGGGGACCUAUCACUAUGUUGGUGGCUGCAUACUACGCAGUACUCCUCAUCUACCGACUAUAUCGUUACCGCCGAGAGUUCCACCGCCUUAUCGCUGCACGCAAUACAACGAGAUCCCGUUUCAUCCGCCUCUUCAUCAUCUGCAUGUUUGUCAUCCUCGUCUACCUCCCGUACACCUUCUGGGUGCUCGGCAAUCUUUUUGGGGCGAUCCAGGACCCAUACGAUUGGAAUCACGUCCACGGGCCCCAAUUCAACACUGUCAUGAAGGUCCCUGUCUUCGGCCAAGUUUCCAUCGAGAAAUGGGUCCAAGUCGCGACAGGCUAUGUGAUCUUCUUCGUCUUCGGUACCGGUACAGACUCACACAACUUGUACAAGAAGAUGCUAUUAAGGCUUGGAUGUGGCAGGAUUUUCACAAGCUUGCAUGUCAUGCGCGAGAGCGGGAACUCGACGCCUUCUGGCUUCAUCACUGCAAGGACCUGGGGAUCGAAUUUGUCGAGUAGGGCGAAAGGCAUGUUCUGGUCUAACAGCGGCACGAAGAUUGUAUCUGCUACGGAUACUUUGGACGACAGCACAUGUAGCAAUUCCGUGAUGCUAAACUCCAUAUCACACCUACACAACAUCACUACAGAGGACACGCUCUUGAAGCAAAAGCAGGAGGGUACUCAGCACGGCUCGUCAUUGCUGGAACCUUCGUUCCUAAAGCGCGUCUUUCGUUGCCAGGGCCAUCGCCAUCCAGUCCUUCCGCUUUUCUCCCGUCGCUCCAUCACCGAACUUACCGAAACAGAUAAAUCGGCCACUGGAUCCGUCUCUCCUGGUGUACACGCUUUUGCUUGGGCAUCCGAAGCUCCCGUGUCCAACCAAGUCAGGGAUCAAGAUGUUGUGCACGUGGUUCGGGAGAUCCACCAGGACCGCCGCGAGCGACAUGAAGUUGAGAACGAGAGGAAGUCUACGGAUGCUUGGGCUUGA